Messenger RNA from Pteronotus mesoamericanus, 3516 nucleotides. It is a transcript of the gene TBC1D22B, whose product is annotated as TBC1 domain family member 22B. The record is from RefSeq and is a predicted model, not a curated record. Gene Ontology annotation, biological process: activation of GTPase activity. The transcript is spliced from 13 exons. Gene Ontology annotation, molecular function: GTPase activator activity. NCBI's taxonomy places the organism in Eukaryota, Metazoa, Chordata, Mammalia, Chiroptera, Mormoopidae. Bases 161 to 1678 code for a protein of 505 amino acids.
GGGGGGACUGCCCACAUCCAAGAUGGCGCUUCCAGGAGCUGGGAGCCGUUGACCGGCAGCCGGGAAGCGGCCUGGAUUGGCCUUCCGAUCGCAGGGUCCUGGGGGCAUCUCGCUGAGUACCCCCCUGGCCCUCCCAGAAGGCCUUUCCUGGGCCAGAGCAAUGGCCGCCGAGAAUAGCAAGCAAUUUUGGAAGAGGAGCGCCAAGCUGCCGGGGAGCAUCCAGCCUGUGUAUGGAGCACAGCACCCUCCUCUGGACCCUCGGCUCACCAAAAACUUUAUUAAAGAGCGAUCAAAAGUCAACACAGUUCCUCUGAAGAAUAAGAAGGCCUCCAGUUUUCAUGAGUUUGCCCGGAAUACCAGUGAUGCUUGGGACAUUGGUGAUGAUGAGGAAGAGGACUUUUCCUCCCCUUCUUUCCAAACUCUGAACUCAAAAGUUGCUUUGGCAACUGCAGCCCAAGUCCUGGAAAACCACAGCAAGCUGAGGGUGAAACCAGAACGAUCCCAGUCAACAACAUCUGACGUUCCUGCCAGCUACAAGGUCAUAAAGUCCAGCAGUGAUGCCCAGCUGUCCAGAAAUUCCAGUGAUACAUGCCUGAGGAAUGCACUCCACAAACAGCAGUCACUUCCUCUUCGACCCAUCAUCCCCCUUGUAGCCCGGAUCUCAGACCAGAAUGCUUCUGGGGCACCUCCGAUGACUGUCCGAGAGAAAACCCGCCUAGAAAAAUUCCGUCAGCUUCUCUCCAGCCACAACACUGACUUAGAUGAGCUGAGAAAGUGUAGCUGGCCAGGGGUUCCCAGGGAGGUUCGACCUGUAACCUGGAGACUCCUGUCGGGCUAUCUCCCAGCCAACAAGGAGAGAAGGAAGUUGACCCUGCAGCGGAAGCGGGAAGAAUAUUUUGGCUUCAUCGAGCAGUAUUAUGACUCUCGAAAUGAGGAACAUCACCAGGACACGUACAGACAGAUCCACAUUGACAUUCCAAGGACGAAUCCUCUCAUUCCAUUGUUCCAGCAACCACUUGUACAGGAGAUCUUCGAAAGAAUUCUAUUUAUUUGGGCCAUCCGACACCCUGCCAGUGGGUAUGUCCAGGGAAUUAAUGACCUGGUCACUCCGUUCUUUGUCGUCUUCCUAUCAGAAUAUGUGGAAGAGGAUGUGGAGAACUUUGAUGUGACCAAUUUGUCUCAGGACAUGCUACGAAGCAUUGAAGCUGACAGCUUUUGGUGCAUGAGCAAGCUGCUGGAUGGCAUCCAGGAUAACUAUACCUUUGCACAACCGGGGAUCCAGAAGAAGGUCAAGGCGCUGGAAGAGCUUGUCAGCCGGAUUGAUGAACAGGUACAUAAUCACUUCAGGAGGUACGAGGUUGAAUACCUACAGUUUGCCUUUCGUUGGAUGAACAACCUGCUUAUGCGGGAGCUUCCCCUUCGCUGCACCAUCCGCCUGUGGGACACGUACCAGUCUGAACCAGAAGGGUUCUCCCACUUCCAUCUCUAUGUGUGUGCAGCCUUCUUGAUCAAGUGGAGAAAAGAGAUCUUGGAUGAGGAGGACUUCCAGGGUCUCCUCAUGCUGCUACAAAACCUACCUACGAUACACUGGGGCAACGAAGAGAUUGGGCUGCUGCUCGCCGAGGCGUACAGACUCAAGUAUAUGUUUGCCGACGCCCCCAAUCACUACCGCCGAUAGGUGCUGUCUCCUCUUGGGGACCCAGACUGCCCCCACCUCAGAUGGUGAUCUGAUCACUGUGGACACUGUGCGAGCUGUGGACCCCGGCCAGGAGCCAUUCCUGCUGUAGAAAGCUCACAUCCGCCGCCCAGGUCUUAACUUUUCGGCGUGCCUAUCCACCAUUUCAUGUCUCCAGUGGGUCUCCUGGACCACUGUCAGUAUUCCAUGCCACGUGGAUGGGCCCAGCUCUGGGAGAGGACUGAAAAGGAGGUACAGGGUUGUCUGCCCCUUUAAAAGAAACUGGACAAAUGAAGGGGAAGGCUCAGGGUCUUAACUCACAUUGUCCCUCCAUGGACUAGCUGUCUCUUGCCUCCCAGCUCCAACUGAUACUGUUGCUUUUUGUGACGUGGUUUGAUUUGAUCACAGGUCAGAAACGCCUUAUGUUUUCAAAAUACUCCUGGCCCCUCUCCCCUGUUCCCAGUUCCUAGCCCUUUUACCUUCUGCCCUGGUCGGAGCCAGUGAGGGGCAGCUUUUUAAGACCAUUGUUCUCAGACGGAGGAGGCACUGAUGCUUAUAACUCUGGGAAGAGGCCUGCACCCAAGGGCUAGGGAUUUUAUUUUUCCUUUGUCACCAGUAUGUGAAUGUGCAUUUGUGUGCAUGGGUGGGUAUACACACCCAACAUUUAGCUACAUGUCUGAAUCUCUCUGUCCAGAAUAGCCCCCUCAGCUGGGAAAGGCCCCAGUGACUAAGUGUACAAGUGUCCCUUGAGAAGGAUCAGGGCACGGGAGGGAGGAGGGGCUUUUUACCUCUCCCAAUCCUUUUUCCAUGAUGACCCACUCCAAGAUAUUAUGUGUAAAUUGUGUUAUUAUGUAUAUGGGUAAAGAUGUACAAAUAUAUGUCCUGUUUGUAGCAGAUAUGAUUUUUAUAUUUAUAACGUGCAUCAACAUGUGAAAGCAAUCCAGGUCACUAGCACAGGUGAAGUUGCCAGGGAGGUAGCUUCAGCACCUCCAGGUUGGUCUUUGGUUGCCCUCCUGUGAGGGAAGUGCAUGGGUGUCUGUCAGCAUGAGCGUCACUGAGCAGAUGCAGCUGCUUUGAAACCAGCGGCAGCCAUCCCAAACAUCAGUGUCUCAGAGUUUUUCUUCCGCUCCCUCCCCUCCUGCUCUGGAGCUUGGUGGAGCACCUGCCCUGCUCCUUCCCGUCUUCAGACAGAGCUCCCCACCCUCCACCCCUAGCAGCCUCCCAGAGAGAGGAUCACAAAGGCAGAAGCCCUUCUGCAUGUUUUUAGCCCUUGCCUUUCCCCCAGAAUCUGAGGAGGGCUUUUGUUUUUACAUUUUUAAGUCAGCAUUGUAUUCAAGCUAGAAGCUGUGACUGACUCUCAGUGCCAAGAAAAGGGGUUUCCCAUGUGUCCCUGAGGUUUGGGGCUCUUCUCAGAGAAAGGCAUCCAGUGUCCCCCGCUAUUCUGAUCAUACCUCACCCAGCUCAUGAGCUGUGUGACGAUGAUCGAUUUUUUGUGUUUGGUAGUGGAGAAGUGGGGGAUGGUGGCAAGCAGCUGUCAUCUUCUUGAGAAGCCAGGCCAUGUCCCCAGUGGGUGACACCCUUGAGUUUCUGUCAGCGGAGCUCCUCCACGCAGGCAUGUUAUAUUUCUCAUCGGGAGCUGUUUCUCAGGCAUUCUUCCUAACCCUGCGCCUCCUCUUCAGUGUGCCUCAGUCUCCUCCUCAGAGAGGGCUCGUGACCUGUCCUCGGCUGGACUGAAGAAAGACAUUUGUGUUCCCAAAUGGUGGUUUUAUUUUUUUAGUUUUUAUGUUUGUAUGGGAAAUUGUGGAUAAAGUGAAAGAAUUGUAAAUAAAUAGUGUACUUCC